CAAAUUUAAUUAAGAUUUUUUAUAACUAAUCACACAAUCCUAAAAUAUUAAGUAGUAGGUAGCAAGCUAGCUGUUCUUUUUCAAACAUUAUAAAUAGCUUAAUUCAGCAGAUAUUUGCAAAAUUUAUAAUAGACUUAAAACAAAAAAAGCAAAGCCAUUAUCUGUUAAAUAAUGAGACCAGGACCUAAGAAGCCAUUUAGUAUAAAAAAAAGCGACUACGAAGAAGUUGAUGCUCUUAUUGCAAAUGUAAUGAACAAUAAAUAACCAUAAAAGGGAUAUUAAAUUCAGCAGAGUUAAAAUGACGAAGAACAAGUUAAGAAUAUAUCAAGUCGCCCCUAGUUUAAUUUGCGUAAAGGGACAGAUAAAGGAAGGGAUAGUCCCUUCAUUGAAAGUACAGAAGACAAUGAAUUUACUUCAAGUUAAGCAGAGUCUUCAUAAAGCUAAAUACAAUCUUUUAAACCUCAAAAAAUGGCUUUUAAAAAGGCUCCAGGAUCACUUUCACAUUAACAAAAUGAAAUCGAUUAACUAAUUUAAAGUGAAAUGCAAAAUAAAAAUCCUUUGAAAAAACCUUCUCCAUAUGACAGUAUUAAGCCUUUUGCCAAAAAAACUAAUUUGACUACUUCGAAGCCAAACAGUGAUACUAAUUUCGAGGAUAAUUCUAAUAACUAGGAGUAGCCAUUAUCGAAUUCUAUCCUGACCAAACCAUCAUUUAGUAGUAGGCCUAUUAGAAAGAAAGAAGAAAAUUUAAUAGAACCAGCAAAUCUAAGAAAGCAAGACGAGGAAGACUAAACGAUAGUAUAAAGCAUUAAGCCUUUUGAUAAAAAAAGUAUGCUAAAUCCUUCAAGAGGUCUAAAGAAUUAACCAUAGUAGUAAAGUGAAUAGUAUUAGCAGAUAUAAGAAUAACCAAGACCGAGUUCAUAGACUAGGACAAUAAAUAUUAAAAAGAAAUUAGAUACUAAAAUAAAACAGUAAAUAAAUUACAUGCCUAUAUAAACUCCAAUUAUCAACAAAGAGGAGUCUUAAGAAUAUGAACAAGAAUUUGAAGACUAUGUUGAAGAUAAGCCAAAAUAAUAAGCUAUAAUAGCUGCAAAACCUAAUUUACCAAUACCAGAAAAAGGUUAGAUUGAUUGGAAGGAGUAGGAAAGAAAAUAAAAAGAGCAAGAGGAACUCUUAAGAAUUUAGAGAGAAUAAGAAGAAAAAAGAAGGAAAGAAGAGGAGGAGGAAAGACGAAUUUAAGAAGAGAGAAGAAGAGAUGAAGAAGAAAGAAGAAAAGACGAAUAAAGGAGGAGAGAAAUUUAAAAGGCUGCCAUGAUAAACAUUCACCAACAUUAAUAGCACUAAGUCUAAAUAGAUAAUGUUCCAGGAGGUUUAUUAGUAGGCAAGCAAGGUUAUGAUAAGAAUAUUUUUAGUGCUUAACCAAUGAAUAAUUAGCUUGAUAGCUAUUAGUAGAAUUUUGAUUAAGUACCUGCUUAGCCUUCAGUUUAAUAAGCAAAGGGCAAAGCAAAACCUGUAUUAAAAGAUAAGUAUCGUGAAGAUUAAAGUGAAAGACAGCAACCUUAAUAAUAAUAAUAAUAAUAAUAAUAAAUUCAAAUAGAAACAAGAAACCUUGUUAUUGCAAAUAAAAAAGGUGGUAUGUAAUAUCAAAAUGAGCAAGUGUAACAAUAACCUUAAUUUUAAAGAUUUUAGCAACAGAAUGAAAUGUAACAACAACAACAGUAAGUUUUAGUUGAAGAUUAAUAAUAUAGUAAAAAAUAAUAAGAGUUUGGUUAUGCAAAAAAUCAGUAUUAGGAAGAAGAUCAAAAUAUUUACAAUAAUUUCUCCUAAAAAGAAGUCAAACUUUAACCACAAUAUGACCCAAAAGGAGAAUACAUAGAAGGAGAUGAAAUGAAAGUUAAUUUAAAACUAAAUGAUAAGAAAACCUCUUUGGCUAAAAUUGAGGCUCAAUAAGAAAGAGUAAAGAACUUGAAAUAGCUUAUAUAGCUUGAGUUAGAUACAUUUGAAACUCUUUUUGAACUUCAGCCUACAACUGACUAUGAAAUAUACAUUAAUAAGAUUAAAGCAGGUACAUUGAAAAAUUCUGCUGAUCAAAGUGAUGAUAACAGAGUGACCUAAGAAAUACAAGCAGAUUUAUUCUAAUAAAAUGAGUUUGGUAAUCAAUUUCCUGAAGAUUAAACAAGAACGUUUUUAAAAACUAAUGUUGGUGUAGCUUAAUAAGUUACAGAGUCGAUAUAAACAUAAACAGAGCCUUAAAUAGAAAACGUUACAAAGAAUCUAGAUGAUGCUACUAAGUUGAUAGAGUUCAUGAAUAAUGUCUAUCCUGUGUUUGAGGAGAUUUUAAAUUCUGAAAAAAGUAACAACUAAGGUAACAAUGACAAUUUCCUCUCUGAAGAUGUUAGGAGAUAUCCCAUUCCCAAAUUUAUUUCAGAUAAAUUCAAAAUACUUGGAGUAAGAACUACUUUGAAUGAUGUAAAGGAUUCCUACAUAUGCUACGAUAUAAGUUAAGAAGGGAAUGAGUGGUUCCGUUUGAGUUUAAUAAUUAAAUAUACAAAUUUCCGUGUGGUAAAAUACUGCAUAACACAAAGUUAGGUAUCAUCUCUUGCCCACUCUAAUAAUAUCCUUAUAGCUGGUACAAAAGAAGGUUCUUUGAAUUUAUGGGAUCUUAGAGAGACUGAGUUUUCUCAUUAAAAGGUUUCAAAUAAAUAUAUUGAUGCAAUAAAAGAAGGACUAGAAAAGAAUGAAUCUGUGAUAAACUCAGCACCAACUUCUUCAAAAUCUCUUGCAAUUGACGAAGAUACUUUUGAAGCAAGCUUAGCCUUCCGUUUCCCUAGUUUUACAACAGAGUAUCUAGUACAAAAUGCAAAUUUAUUACUCAAUGAAACAGAAUCUGUACAGCACUCAAGUUCCGUAGUUAAGAUUUUAAUUAAUACUAGAAAUAACUAAAGUCUAGAGUUUUUUUCUCUUGAAGAAUUUGGAAAAGUAAUUGUAUGGAAUCUUUUAGAAUUAUAACAGUAAGAAGCAGAAAGAAAUUACAUUGAAUUUGGUAAAUAUACAAAAAUCAAGGUAAUGAGUUAAGGAUUCAUCAAUUUAAGCUAAUAAAUAUUUAUGAAUCCUGACUCGAUUUGCUAUGACAUACAGCUAGACUCCGAAGAAAACAACUUAUACAUUUGCUCAUCUUUAGGGAUAAUAAAAGCUGAUAAAUUUUGUACAAACAAGAUAAAGCACCCUAGAGUAUUUGGAGAGCACAGAACUACUUCUUUUCCUACUUGUCUAUUUGUUUCUAAUGAGACUGAGCUACUUGUUGCUGGGUAUUCUGAUGGAUCAAUAAAAAUGUUCUCAAAAAAUUUCAAAGAUCCGUUGCUUACUUUUACAAAUUUUACAAGACAAAAGAUAACUAAAAUAUUCGUAAAUUAACAGACAAAUAAAUCAACAAAUAAAAAAUACUAUGACAUAAAUCGCUUGAUAGCUAGUGACGCCACUGGAAAUAUUUUCCUUUUUGACCUUUCAAUAAAUUAAUCAAGUCCAAUUAAGACAUAUCAGCAAAUCUCUAAGAUUAAUGCAUCAUAAAAGAAAGCGGUUUCUGUACAAAACAUACCUGAUAUGAAUGGUGUAGAAAUCUUUAUUUAGAAUGAAUAAAAUUAAAUUAGCUCAUUUAAAUGGAAUUAUGAUGAUCUAGUAGAAAAAAAUCCUAAAAAAAUUUAUGAAGAUAUGAAAAAACUUGAACUUAUUAUUCCAACAUAUUAUCAUGAUUUUGAUUUUGGAGGUGGAGAUGAAAUUCUUAUUUGA
Molecule: messenger RNA, 3783 nt
Organism: Tetrahymena thermophila SB210
Lineage: Eukaryota; Ciliophora; Oligohymenophorea; Hymenostomatida; Tetrahymenidae
Exons: 13
Biological process (GO): intraciliary transport
Cellular component (GO): cytoplasmic dynein complex
Molecular function (GO): dynein light chain binding; dynein heavy chain binding
Source: RefSeq, a predicted model, not a curated record